ACUGAGCUAGUUUCCACAGAUGUUUCGAAGACACAGCCUCUUACUCCGCAAACACAGCACCUUCAGACAAGUGAGGGAGAUCAAUCCGAUGAGACACCAUCAGAGCAGAAUCAAGCAGAAGAAAAUCUCAAGGAUACUACAGAACCUACUACUGAGCUAGUUUCCACAGAUGUUUCGAAGAUGCCGCCUAUUACUCUGCAAACAGAGCAUCUUCAGACAAGUGCUAUAGAUUUUUCAGAAACAAACGAGGUAUGCAUCGAGUAUAUUUGAUCUUUAAUUAUUAUUCUAACAAUUUAAAACCGCUGAUGUUACUGAAUCUUCAUUUUUAAUAGGUUGAAGUAAGCAGGCUUCUAGCUCACUUUCAAAUAGGCGCAGAGGUUGAGAUUUUGUCUACUGAUGACGAAAUAUGGUAUCCAGGAAAGGUUGUUGAUCUUAAACUGUGUGAAGGACUAGAGGAGCUGACAGUUGAGUACACGACACUCUUCACAGACCAACAUAGACUUCAGAAACUUCAGGAUACUAUCACGGCUGACAAAAUACGUCCUGCAACACCAACUAGUGACCAAAAAUCCUUUGAGAUGAUGGAUAAGGUAGAAGCCUUCUACAACAAUGGCUGGAGCAGCGGACAAAUUAGCAUGGUACUUGGUGAUAACACAUACUCGGUGUGUCUCUAUACUUCUAUGGAAACUAUUCUAUUCAAACAUUCAGAUUUGCGAAUUCAUAGAGAAUGGAAAGAUGGAGUCUGGAAGAUGGCAGAUAAGGUAAAUCAUAACUAGAAUUAUACUUCACGUGAAUUGUUUGAUAUACAUACAUUUUAGUUUCAGGAAUGGUUUCCAGAAAUUCCGAUUGCAACAAAUUUGAUAAUAUUUUGCUUGGUGUCUAUUGUUUGAUUAAAGGUGAAGCCUGAUAAGAAAAGGAAAGCUGCUGCCUCAUCACAAAAUUCAGGAUGGAUAUGUUUUCCUAAGAAGGAGCGAGAGGGUGCCUAAACGAUCUAGAGACACAAAAACUCCAUUCAAGUCUGACAGAAAUCCGGCUUUAACUGUAAUACCUGAGAUUAUACCUGCAGUUGAUCCGUUUUCAACUCCUGCGGAAAAUAAGCUUUCAAGGCUUCAAAAUUGGAUGACAUUAAAGCCCGGCAUGCAUGAAACGUCCCUAUCAAUCAAUGAUAAUAAGAUAAGGAAAUCUUUCUUUCAAAGCAUGGAAAAUGCAAAAAAGGACCUUAAGAAAGAGCACAUUGAUGGAGCCUUUGCAAUGCUAAAUUGCAGAAGAAAUGAGAAUGCUGCUUGGUUCCACAACUACAAGAUUCCAAAGGCGUGCUUCCUACCUAUGGAGUUCUUGCAUUGCUUGCUCUCUGAUGAUUUGGCUUACAAGAAAGAAAAGGUCAAAGGUAAAAAGAUUUUCAACGAUUUAUUUAAAGAUACUGUGAGAGGGAAGGUAUAUCCAGAGAAGACAUGGGGAGAAGAUGUUGAUGUUGUGUAUGGGAUUACUCUUGGAAAAAAAAGCAAUGUCUGGAUUGGGAUGGAAAUUCAUUUGAAGAAGAAAAGAAUCACAGUAUAUGAUUGUUUUCAAAAGGAAAGCAACAGCAUUGAUAUUCCUCAAGUGAAAAAGUUGGCAGUGUUGAUUUCUAAUCUGCUGGUGGAAUCUUCUGGUGAUGAGGUAGAUAAGGUGAAGAUGAUUCCAUUUGAGAUUGAGCAGGCACAAGGUUUACCCAAGACAAAACAUCCUUUCAACUGUGGGAUAUUUCUUGUCAAGAUUCUGGAGUGCCAGUCAUUGAAGAUAGGAGACAUGACAAAGAUUAAUGAUGAAACAUUGCAUUGGAGCUAA
Molecule: messenger RNA, 1824 nt
Organism: Brassica rapa (field mustard)
Lineage: Eukaryota; Viridiplantae; Streptophyta; Magnoliopsida; Brassicales; Brassicaceae
Biological process (GO): proteolysis
Molecular function (GO): cysteine-type peptidase activity
Source: RefSeq, a predicted model, not a curated record